AUGCAAAUUCUUGAGUAUCAUCGUUAUGAAAUUCGUCUAGCGUGUUAUUCAAAUACUAGAUGUCUUCAAACCCAAGUCAGAGUGUUCAAACGUUGGGUGAAUGCAUUACUAAAGCAGGCAAAUGCCAAAGAAAUCAAUGAUGUAUUGGAAAUAUUCACUGAUCAUGAAAAUUUGUAUAAUUUAUGCAAAUAUUUAGCCAGUCAAAAAGUAGCGUGUAGUAAUCAGACAUUCGCAGAUCAUAUUCCUCAUCUGGAACGUGCAAUAACCAUUCUAGAAAAAUUAUACGGGUCAGUUAUUAGUUCUAUAAUUAAUGGUUUGGAGUAUCACUUGUACACUUUAAAGUAA
Schistosoma turkestanicum is the source of this 345-nucleotide messenger RNA. The record is from the annotation of a GenBank genome assembly. NCBI's taxonomy places the organism in Eukaryota, Metazoa, Platyhelminthes, Trematoda, Strigeidida, Schistosomatidae.